This is a messenger RNA of Fomitopsis serialis, 1178 nucleotides long. RefSeq lists its product as uncharacterized. NCBI's taxonomy places the organism in Eukaryota, Fungi, Basidiomycota, Agaricomycetes, Polyporales, Fomitopsidaceae. The transcript is spliced from 10 exons. The record is from RefSeq and is a predicted model, not a curated record. Bases 222 to 974 code for a protein of 250 amino acids.
CGCCUUGGCACCAUUGAUGCUGUACGGCCUAUGACGACCGUAGUGCUUCCAGCGAGCGCUACACGUGCUUCGAGAGCAUCAUGAUGAACGGCUCUGCCGGGGUACAUAAUUGAGUAGGUUGAGAAGCUGCGCGAUGUUCUCCAGGAACCGUUCAGUGUUCGCUCGUCCAACUGCCAACUUCUCUGUCAAACGACUGUCAAACGAGGGAAAAGCCGUCGACCAUGACGCCGGAAGACAUCACGCCUGUCAUGUUUUCGCAAUAUCGAGUCGCCUUGUGCAAUUUUGCUAGUGCUGCUAUGUUGCUCUAUGAUUACAUCCUGACGAUUGAUCGAGAGAUGGAACUCAUCUGGAAAAACGCAAAUGGUGUCUCCGUCAUCUUCGUUUUCAACCGUGUCAUAACCUUGGGGCUCGUGUUUGCGUACGCCGCGCAGUUCCAACACUACUCGUAUGGGAGCUGCAAAGGUGCUUCAAUAGUUGACGUGGUCUUCAGCCUGCUCUCAUACAUGAUGUGGGCGGUCGUCUCCGGGCUGAGAGUAUACGCUCUCACGAAACGAAGCUGGGCACUGUCGGUAUUGACAUUCGUGUUGGGGAUGGCACCAUGGGUACCAGACGUGUACAUCGGAGCCACACUAUCCUUCGAUGUUAUCUCUCUGCCAGUGGGGAAUCGGGAUCUAUGUCAAGAAAACACUACCCUGAGCCAGGGAUUUCAACGGAAAGCACUCAUCAUAUGCCGCGUGUCUAGUAUCAUAUCCGACCUCAUCGUCCUCUUCGUCACCAUUUAUCGCAUAAGCCCCCGUUCUUUCGUAUACUCACGAAAGAUGUUCACGAAACGGUCAUUCGCGCAGAUACUGCUCAGAGACGGGUGUGUAUACUUUGUGAUGUUGACCACCUUCAAUGCGCUGGAAAUCAUCCUAUAUCUUGCCGCGGUAUGGAGUAUCUAUCUCUGUACGAAGCGACGCUUACGAAGUCACUAGGCAAGGGACUACAUCAACACCUUCAUUGCACCGUAUGUGUUCACAGAGUAGCAGCUGUAUCUGUGUCUCGGUUCAUACUGAACCUCCGCACUUACGCUGCCGCGCCCGGUACAAGUCUAGACUCGCAGGACGACUCCGAGGGCACCACCACGGCCAGGGAGUCAGCUUCACAGACACUGACCUUCGCAUUUGCUGCCGUGACAC